CUCAUCCACCUUGGGCUGGCUGUGACGCUCUGGUGCCCUGUGGUAUCAUCUUCCCGCCGCCAACGCGCUCGUUGUCUUUCGAGUCCGGCAAAGCAAAGGCCAGCAUCGCAAUGUCGCGCUUCGAAUGGGCUGCCUCACAAUCGGCGGCCAGCAACGGCGUGGUUAGCACAGUGUAUCAGCUAAAGUGGCCGUCUGACGGCGCGCCCCCAGCACCUGCGGAUAUUCGCGCUCCUGCUCUUGCUACACAACCUUCUACACGCUCCAAGUUUGAACUCAUGGCAGUAGAUGCAAGUUUCGACUCGCCCUCGCCACACUUGCUCUUUCAAAGUGAAGAUUUUGAGGAGGACAUGCGCGAAAAGUUGUCAUCGGCAAGUUCCUACACGGCCGCAUUGCAAGUCGAAUGUACCGAGGCUUUUCGCGCUUCGUAUGUGCUUCGCUCACAAAUGAGCACAACAAAAGCAACGAUCUCGUGCGAAUUCUUUUCAGCCCUCCGUCGUGAGGCAUCAAACCUAGUACGCUGGGCUGGUGAGCGCAUCGAGUCUUGUCUUGAUGCAGAAAACGGCAGCCUGGAGGUCAGACGUGGUGCGAUCCGGUUCGAUCGUAUCGAUGGCCGCAGCUGGAACGGGGAGGCCUCUCUCUGCUCUGGAGUCCUCUCUCCAACGCUGAAGAUGGUGUCAGAGCUGUGCAAUGCCAUCCUCGCCAAGCAGCAAGCACAGUCGUUGGAAUCCACCGAGUGGCUGAUCACCAAGCAUGUGAAAUGGUUAGGCGAACGCGAACGACGGCCCGUUGUUCUUGAGGAGGCUGUUCGGAAUUCGCGCUCCCCUCUCUCCAAGUGGGACUUUGCUCUCUUCGAUUACCGGACUCGCGGAUCGCAAGGGGAAGACGCACGCAUCCUUGCGAUCAUCGAGGUCAAGCCAUGGAUCCCGCCUAGCGUCAUGUCGAGUCUGUUGGAACUCGCAGACCUUCACCCCCUCCUUGAGGUUGACCUCGAGGCAACAGGUUCCCGGGCCGAACAGCACAAGAGCCUGCUCGCCCAAGUCGUCAAUCACUGCUUUCGCGCCGGAGCAAGGACAGGUGCACUAUUCACUGGGACCAUGCUCCUUUUGAUCGACAUUGACGGCGAGCCCGGCAAUUUGAAGAUCACGCUCAGGACCCCGGUUGCUAUCAACUCGAGCAUACGUGGACUGGACCCAGACGCAGCCUUUGGCGAGGACCAUUUUGAUGCAAGCUACUCAAUACUCUCGCAGCUGGUAGCUUUCACCUUUCACGCCAUGUCGCGCAUCGAGCGUCUGGGCGAGAUCGAGCCAUCCGAAACGACGUACGCGACCAUUGGUCUUCGAGCACCAAACUCCGGCCGAAGCUCGCAUUCCAGGAGGAUUACCCGGUCGAUGACGGCCUCGGGCUCAAGACGCGAGUCCCAGAGCACCUUCAGUACAUUACGAGCUCAGGGGACGGAUGGAUCUCCGACAACCCACUCGAGCUACGUCAAAGUGUGCGACAGGCCGCUCUCUGCCGGCUCUGUUGCAACGGUGCACAAAGCCCGAUUUGAGGAGGGCACUUCCUCGCUACCUGAGGGAGAUCUUCUGGCCAAGAUGUACCAUUCAUCUGACAAAGAUGAAGAAGGCCUGGGCGAGGAAGAUCUGCAAUCGGUUGCUCUGCACGAGGCGCACAUCUACUCCACACUUUCAGCUCUGCAAGGGUGCCGAGUCCCUCGGCUCGUCAGCGCGCUUUCUGUAGCUUCAAGGAGGUGGAAGGCUUCUGGCUGGAUGGAUCAUGUGCGAGAGGAUAGUGACGAGCUCAUGGAUGGCGUGAAGACGCCGCCUCAAGCAACCUCAGCCCUUGAUUCUCCUCCGUUGACGGCAUCCCCUGGCUCUCAAAGCCGCAGUGCCACCGAUCCCCCCCGACAGAUCCGAGGACUGCUGCUUACAAAUGCCGGCAAGGCUCUGUCCGACCUGGCUCUUGUCGACCUCUUUGAGAUGCUGCCAGCUUGCAAUGCACAUAAGGCUCUACCGCUUGCGCAAGCGGAAGUCACUCGUGUAGUGCGAGCGGCAUUCUUGGACUCGAUCGAAAAGAUCCACCAAUGCGGUGUCAUUCACCGAGACAUCCGACCGUCCAACAUGUGUUUGCAAGCCAGUCAAGGCGGCCUGCAAGCAUCGUUCAUAGAUUUCCAUCUUGCAGAGCAUAAAGACUCUCUCAGACGUCCCGAGCAGGCGUUCGAUGCGGAAGUCAAAGAGGUGGCAGCGGAGGUGGAAUCGGUGCUUGGCAAGCUCUUCAGUCAAGCGCACAAGCCUCAUCCAUGAGAUCUCGUUCGAACAGGCCUCGACGCGCAGAGCUGCGUUGCGUGCGAAAGGCAAAAGUUGACAACGCUGUAAUUGUAAUUCAUCAACAUCGAAUGGGGCGUGUAAAACAGCAGUACU
Messenger RNA from Ceraceosorus guamensis, 2417 nucleotides. RefSeq lists its product as hypothetical. The coding region runs from base 111 to 2300 and encodes 729 amino acids. Gene Ontology annotation, molecular function: protein kinase activity; ATP binding. Gene Ontology annotation, biological process: protein phosphorylation. The record is from RefSeq and is a predicted model, not a curated record. NCBI's taxonomy places the organism in Eukaryota, Fungi, Basidiomycota, Exobasidiomycetes, Ceraceosorales, Ceraceosoraceae. The transcript has 2 exons.